GAAGAAACAUUGACCAAAUUAUAAUUAUAGAUAGAUGUUUGAACAAACGAACUCAGAGAAAAGAAAAUAUAUAUAGGAGCCGGCAACCGCCGCCGUAGAACUAAAAAUGUCACUCGCCUUCAACCCCGGAGUUACCCGUUUCUCCGGCCACAGAGUUGGGACCAGGAGAGAAAUUUUUCGAGUGCAAGGAUUUCCGAUGCCCACCACCAAUAAGCCAUCUCUCAACGUUAAAUGCAGCCUUACUACAACGGAUUUGAUGGGAAAAAUAAAAGAGAAGUUGAAGGGGGAAGACGAUAGUAUUCCGGCAACUACGACUGUUGAAGCUGUGAAUAAUAUACCCUCUAAUUUGUGUAUAAUCGACACCCUUCAAAGGUUGGGAGUCGACCAAUACUUCCAAUCUGAAAUCAACUCUAUUCUAGACGACACAUACAAGUUGUGGAUACAGAAGCACAAAGUUAUAUAUUCCAAAGUUACUAUCCAUGCAAUGGCGUUUAGACUUUUGCGAGUGAAAGGAUAUGAAGUUUCAUCAGAAGAACUGUCUCCAUACGCUAACCAAGAGAGCUUUAGCCAGCAAACAAUAGAUGUGGCGAUGAUUAUUGAGCUAUACAGAGCAGCACACGAGAGAAUAUUUGAAGAAGAGAGAAGUCUUGAGAAAAUACUUGCUUGGACUGCCACCUUUCUCAAGCACCAGUUGCAGACAAACUCCAUUUCUGAUCAGAAAUUGCACAAACUAGUUGAAUUCUACUUGAAUAACUACCGCGGCAUAACCAUAAGGUUGGGAGUUAGACGAAACCUCGACCUAUAUGACAUGAGCUAUUAUCAAGCUAUCAAAGAUACAGAUAGGUUCUCUAAUCUAUGCAACGAAGAUUUUUUAGCAUUUGCUAGGCAAGAAUUUGAUACUUGCCAAGUCCAGAGUCAGAAAGAACUUCAGCAAUUGCAAAGAUGGUAUACAGAUUGUAGGUUGGAUACCUUGAAGUUUGGAAGAGAUGUUGUGCUCACUUGUAAUUUUCUAGCUUCCUUAGUUAUCGGUGAUCGUGCGUCUCAUCAUGCUCGCCUAGCCUUUGCUAAAACAUCUGUGCUUGUCGCACUCAUUGAUGAUUUGUUCGAUCAUGGUGGUUCCAAACAAGAGUGCUACAAGAUUCUUGAAUUAGUAAAAGAGUAA
This is a messenger RNA of Salvia miltiorrhiza (redroot sage), 1162 nucleotides long. RefSeq names its product sclareol synthase, chloroplastic-like. Gene Ontology annotation, molecular function: magnesium ion binding; terpene synthase activity. Bases 107 to 1162 code for a protein of 351 amino acids. NCBI's taxonomy places the organism in Eukaryota, Viridiplantae, Streptophyta, Magnoliopsida, Lamiales, Lamiaceae. The record is from RefSeq and is a predicted model, not a curated record. The transcript is spliced from 8 exons. Gene Ontology annotation, biological process: diterpenoid biosynthetic process.